Entrophospora candida is the source of this 1199-nucleotide messenger RNA. The record is from the annotation of a GenBank genome assembly. Lineage: Eukaryota; Fungi; Glomeromycota; Glomeromycetes; Entrophosporales; Entrophosporaceae.
CACCACCUUCUUCUGGAUUUAAAUGUUACGAUAGUGAAGGUUCAAAUAAAUUAAAAUUAGUUGAUUGUUCAUUAUUUAAAGAAAAUCCAAAAAAAAACACCAAAAGACAAGUUGGGAAUAAUGAAAUGUUUAUAACUGAAAUUGAUUGUCAAAGUCCAAAGGCAGGUUUUUGCGACAAAGCUAAAGCGGCUUUGGAGACUGCAGGAAAAAUUAUUAGUGAUGUUAUAAAAUUCACUGAACCAAUAAUUACAAAAACUACUUUUAAACCAUUAGGUUCAGGAUGUCCAUCCAGAUUUAUUGGGUUGAAAGGUGGAGAUGGAGUAGUUAGACUGUAUCCACAGUCAUUAGUGAAACAAUUCGGACUUGCAACACAUCCGGAAUUUUUACCUGCUGACAUAACACUAACUUUUAGUUCUGAUUAUGAUUUUUGGUUUGAGGAUGAUGUAACACCAAUCGCAAGGACUCAAAUGGAUUUUUUAUCAGUGGUGUUACACGAACUAAUACACGGGAUGGGAUUUGUAUCAUUAUGGCAAUCUUAUUCACCCGAUGGAACAACAGGAUUGACACCAUACAUCCAUAGAAUACCUUCAGAUGGUACUUUUACUCCAUUUCCUCCUCUUUCAACAUCUGAUAAUGCAAUAACAUUUAAUGGAUUUAUUGAGAGCAUAUUUGAUAGAUUUAUAAUAUCGCUACCAAGCGGUACGCCGUUAUCCAGUUUCACAAGUGAAUUAAAUAAAUUUGCACCAAUAGGCGCACAAUUCGCAUCGAUGGAUGAUUUUCUAACCAGUUUUAAAGCAUCUGCUCAGUAUGAAAUUGCAGCUGAUAUGUUAGAAACAAGCACAACAGCUUUAUCAUUAGGUUUCUUAGCAAAAGGUAUUGAUUAUCAAGCAAGUUCAACAAAUGACGUGCCCGAUGAUCGAUUGUUGUACUUGGAAACCAAUAUACAACCUUAUAGUCAAUCAUCAAGUAUCAGUCACGCGAGUCAAGACUUGUAUGCAGAAACCAGGGAAUUUUUAAUGACUUUUGCACAAUUUACAGGUAGAACAUUAGAAGAUGCAAUCAAUAAUACCGGAGGUUAUGUUGGAGGAGCAAUUGGACCUAAACUUAAAUCUAUUUUAGAAUCAAUGGGCUAUAUGACUGUAGAUAAUCUAGCUCCAGAAAUUCCAACUUUGCCUGAUUUACCAAUAGUCUUAAAAUAA